GCAGAAACGUCCUACAGUUUGUAAAAACCUACAAUGUUUUGUCUUUUUUCAAUUUUGAAGAGUCGAGUUUAAAUUCACUACUAUACUACAGAUCCUCUGCCUAAACAUCAAGAUCAUGUCCUGUCACCAAGGCUGACCGAUUUCUUCUGGUGUUCAGAGUCUUUAGGGGUUUCUAGCACCAUUUGAAAUCGGUUACAAUGAAGGACAGAAUCCAGCGUUUGAAGCAGAGACAUGAACCUUUCUGCUGCCGCCUACUUAGAAGAAGAGAUUUUUAUGCGAAGUGUUUCUACCGUGACCUUUGGGAGCCGCCAGGAGAGGAAGAUAUUUCCAACUCACAGUGCACCAAAUCGCAUGGGGAAUGAGAUGCUCACAUUGCAGAGUUCACCCACGCCUGGCCCUGGCUGCUAUGACAACCAUGUGGUGGGUACGAUUGUUUAUAAUCUCGAAAGAAGACCGGAGAGUAAGAAAGGCUAUACUUUUGCAGCCCGCACUGCUCCUCGCUUCCUCCCCUCUUUCCAGACUGUCACUCCAUCACCUCAGCAUUACCAGCAGGACUGGAGUGUGUCACAAAUGUGUUGUUCUGAAAUAAAAACACCAUUUAACUCCACCACACCGAGGUUUAUAGCCCAGUCUGCUAGAGUCAGCUGCAACCCUGGACCUGGUACGUACAUGCUUGAUGGCCCAGGAAGUAAGAGGGUAUCAUGGCCGAUGAAGUUUGGCUCCCCAGACUGGUCCAGAGUGCCCACGCUUGAAAGAAAAGCACUUCGAACAGAGCUCCCACGUGACACGGCGUUCCAGAAACAUCGCAGCAGACUGGCAUAUCUACGCUUGUAUUACCCCUAAAUUUGCUUGAGCAAGUUAAUUGUCCAAAUCUGAGUUGGGAUCUGAGCACAUUGAAUAUUUCAAUCAGAUACUGGCAUUUGUCAUACUGUAUGCUGUUCUUGUGUAUAUACAUUGCUGUAUCAAUUGCUUUUAUCCAUAAAACUGGAAAGGGUUUUUUUCUUGUUGCCAUACAAAUAAUUAAAGAAAUAAACUCUGAAGUUUAUGCUUUAUUAAAUUUGGUAUGGCCUGCCAACAAAAACUAUUUUAGAAACUGUAUUGCCACAAAUCACCAUUUGUAAUUUAAGAUGCAGACACAUUUCUGCAUAUUUUAUAUAAUUUAUGUAAUUUUCUUUUGAGUAUUGUUUUUGGUGUAUUCCUUAAACACAGCAGCCCUCUGUUGUCAGGAAAGUGAAUUGCAUUGAAAUUACAAUAAUUUCCUUUCCCUCCUCCAAACCACCAUUAAAUCAGUUCUCUCUGGAAGUGA
Molecule: messenger RNA, 1306 nt
Organism: Tachysurus fulvidraco (yellow catfish)
Lineage: Eukaryota; Metazoa; Chordata; Actinopteri; Siluriformes; Bagridae
Product: protein pitchfork
Exons: 6
Coding region: 232-843 (203 amino acids)
Biological process (GO): regulation of cell projection organization
Cellular component (GO): ciliary basal body
Molecular function (GO): cytoskeletal protein binding
Source: RefSeq, a predicted model, not a curated record